Molecule: messenger RNA, 3123 nt
Organism: Pristis pectinata (smalltooth sawfish)
Lineage: Eukaryota; Metazoa; Chordata; Chondrichthyes; Rhinopristiformes; Pristidae
Gene: ube2m
Product: ubiquitin conjugating enzyme E2 M
Source: RefSeq, a predicted model, not a curated record
UGCUGCUCUGCGCAUGUCCCCCGGCCCGAGCGGCGGCUCCGACUCUCGGCUCCCGGUUCCCGGCCCCGCUGCCCCGCACCAUGAUCAAGCUCUUCUCGCUCAAGCAGCAGAAGAAGGAAGAAGACGCCGCCGGAGCCGCCAAGAGCGGCACCAAGAAGGCGUCGGCCGCGCAGCUCCGCAUCCAGAAAGAUAUAAAUGAAUUGAAUUUACCUAAAACCUGUGAGAUAGUUUUCCCGGAUCCCGACGACCUCCUCAACUUCAAACUUAUUAUCUGCCCAGAUGAGGGAUUCUAUAAAGGAGGCAAAUUUGUGUUUAGUUUUAAGGUUGGACAAGGGUAUCCUCAUGAUCCUCCGAAGGUGAAAUGUGAAACCAUGGUAUAUCAUCCAAAUAUCGACUUAGAAGGCAACGUUUGUCUAAACAUCCUCAGAGAGGACUGGAAACCUGUAUUAACGAUAAACUCUAUAAUUUAUGUGCAAUACCUGUUUUUGGAACCUAACCCUGAGGACCCCCUGAAUAAGGAAGCAGCAGAGGUCCUUCAGAACAACAGACGCCUCUUUGAACAGAAUGUGCAGCGGUCCAUGCGGGGCUACAUUGGUUCCACUUACUUCGAACGAUGCCUUAAAUAGGGCCCAGAGCACACAAACUGAAGCCAGAGAGAGAGGAGAGAAUCUGACAUACUUAAACAUAUAAAAACUUUAAAAUAAACUCGACCGAAACCAGGAGGGCUAGAGUGGAUGAGGAGGCAUUUCUCAGCACCCCUCAGCAUAAUGUCACAGGAAGAAAUGGAAUUGGAAUUUUUAUUUUAAAAAAAGAGGACUGCUUGAUUGUUGUCAUAGCUCUAGAGCAUGCCAGGAAGUUCGAACUAGUUUUUGGCCCCCUCUCCCUGCCCACUCCUCACCACCCCCCGCCCCCCCCCCCCCAAAUUAAACUAAUUGUAAAUGUAUUUCAUGAGGAGUGCUGCCGUCUUUAUGUUAAUAAAGUUUCUCAAAUGGCUCUAGAAUACCUUUUGCCCCAUUGACCCCCCCCCCCCACCGUCACCGCUCCUCACACCCCUUUUCUCCCCCCCCCCCCUACCUUUGCAUUGCUCUGCUGCCUACUGACUUUUCUGUAGGUGAAACAAGCAGGAUGCCGUUGCUUCGCUCUAACAGAGGAGGAAGGUGCCAGAUGGAUCUGGAGAGAGAGAGAGAGACAUUUACUCUAAUGCUGCGUCCAGCCUGUUUUGAAUGUUUUGCCUGUUCAUUAAGUUGUAUAGUUAUUUUUAAAAUGAAACGUUCCCUCCCAUUUUUAUUUGUGCAGUAGGUUAUUUCCUUGACUGUGUAGUACAUUGUUGUUAAGGUAUAGAUUCCUCUCCAUAUCUAUGUGACCACAGGCUACGGGCUCCCAUUCUUCCCAGCCAACGUGAGAGCCUUGCUUAGCUCGGUCCAAUGUGUUGUCUUGCCAUUGCAGCUCAUGCAGUGCUCAAGCCAUUGCAUUCUUCUGUAAAUAAAACCAGCGUUGAGCCAACUCUCUCCGUAGGGUGCAUGUCUGUGCAGCAUGAUUGCAAAACAGGGGCUGCUCAUUAAUAACGAGUGCUGAUGUAGCUGGAUAUUUUAGUCAUGCUGGUCGUGAAUGCACCUGUUUUCAUAUCACCGAGUUAUUCUGAUGUUGGUGUGUGCAUCUGAUUUGUUUUAAACGAGCUCAUGGUUCAGUUUUAAUUUAAAAGAUUCUUGCCCGGUCUGUGAUGUUUAAUUUUUACUGACCACAGUCUUAUCUUGAAAGUAAUAAAAAUAAUCUCAGUUACAUCUAACUAUCCCGUUAAAUGUAAUUGCUCCUGCCUAUUAUUCUGCUUGGCAAUUUAACUUCAACCUAAUCAUUGACCAACUUGCCUCUUACCCCCCAUUUACCACCCCCUCCCGCUCCCCUCCUCAGGUUGUCUGGCACAGUGCCAUAACUGGACCAGGGACAUCCCGCUUAGCUCUGGCCCAGCUGUGAAAGCAGUUGGGAAGAAAGUCACUGCAGUUGGAAUGAAUGCCGUGGUUUCUGUUUGGAGGGUUAAGGUGCAAGUGGAGGAGGAGGGAGAUCAGCCAGGCUUCUCACAGGACACAGGGGAGGGGUAAUUCGGCCACCAGGUUGAAUAUCCAGGUGAAAGGCAAUGCUGAAGUAGUGCAGUUGCGACUGUGCUGCAGCAAGAAAAGCAAAACCUCGCGGGGAACAGCAGAGUGUUCCAACGUCAGUUUUACACGGAAUCUGCUGAACAAUGCUUCCCACGGAACAGUAUGACAGUGACGUGAGGCAGGGAGCCAGAUUAAAACAGCUUUAUACUUUGCACAAUGUCUCCCUCCACUUGUGUUGUUACAUUUCCAUGGUGUGGCUUUAAUCAAAAAUUUCUGACUCUUGGUUCCAAUUCUGGGUACUGCCUGAAUCUGGAAUCCAUGUCACAUCGCAAUAGCCCUGAGUUCUUUUUGCCUUUCGCCCGAGACCCACUUGAUGCCAAAUCUUCCUCUUUGGCUUUCAUUUACUUUGUGCAUUUGGGCUUUGCACUAUUUCUCAGUGUGCUGUUGCAGGAAUGCUUCAUUCUUUCAAUUGCUCAGCAGAACCCCUUUCUGUCCAGUAUUUUGAGUGUUGCUGACAAAUGUCAAGGAAGACAUUGAUGCCUGUUGCUGUGCAUGUGACCGAUCUUGUAAUUCUGUGGUUACGAAUCUAAUUCUGUUGAACAUCUGAUGGUUAUCACUCAAUCUGAAUGUUAGAGAUCUGGACCGAUCUAAAAUCCCCAUUGAUCAACACCAAAGGAAUUCACCCCAUUGCUUCUCUCUUCCUGAAGGAACCUUGGUUUUCUUAUGAAGUUCAAGCCUGUGAUCAUCUCUCCUUUCAUGUGUAAUGCAUGUGGUUAUAUGUUUAUACUGAGGGAGAGAGGACAUUCUGUUGCAACUAUGCCACAGAGGGAUUCUGUGUGGCUUAUCUUCUGAAUACGAGAACAACACACACGUUCUCCAAACAAAAAAAAAGUUCAGAUGUAUGAUUUUUUUAUUUGGUAAGAAUUGUACCUCUUUGACUUGUAUGUUUUAGUCACACCACCUGCACAUUGGCACAAUAUGUUCAUGCUUGAGGAGAAUGUACUGUAUUUCAAUUAAAAAAAAAUUUGCA